This is a messenger RNA of Fraxinus pennsylvanica, 549 nucleotides long. The record is from the annotation of a GenBank genome assembly. Lineage: Eukaryota; Viridiplantae; Streptophyta; Magnoliopsida; Lamiales; Oleaceae.
AUGAAAAUGAUUAUCUUCCUUGCCUUUACACUAUUCCUCCAGGGGACUCUUGGGGAAUUAGACUGUGAGGAAUUGCCAAUUGGUUUGUGUUCAUUCUCAAUAGCAUCCUCUGGGAAGCGGUGCCUGUUAGAGACAUACGCAUCAAACGAUGGAACCACGGAUUUCCAAUGUAGGACAUCUGAGGUGGUUGCAAUUAACUUGCACGAGUAUAUUGAGGCUGAUGAAUGUGUGAGUGCAUGCGGGGUUGAUAGAAAAUCUGUCGGGAUCUCAUCAGACUCCCUUCUCGAUUCUCAGUUCACCGACAAGCUAUGCUCACAACAAUGUUACCAGAAAUGUCCCAACAUUGUUGAUCUUUACUACAAUUUGGCUCUGGGAGAAGGAGCAUUUUUACCUGAUAUGUGCAAAUCUCAACCAACAAAUUCACGCCGUUCAAUGGCUCAGAUUCAAAGUUCUGGUGCAGCUCUUGGCCCUAUAGCUGCUGCUGGUCCUAUGUCUACUGUUGCUCCUUCUCCAUCUUCGCCUGUAGAUUGUGCUCCAGCUCCAGUGUAA